Molecule: messenger RNA, 4902 nt
Organism: Oncorhynchus nerka (sockeye salmon)
Lineage: Eukaryota; Metazoa; Chordata; Actinopteri; Salmoniformes; Salmonidae
Product: rho GTPase-activating protein 6-like
Exons: 13
Coding region: 335-3103 (922 amino acids)
Biological process (GO): signal transduction
Source: RefSeq, a predicted model, not a curated record
CUCAGAGGGGCGAAGCUUUGUGACGCGCAAGGGGCCAGAAUUGUGAAACUGUCCCGGGAGAGGCUAUGUACCCCCCAUCCUUGUUCCUGUAAAUUCCGAGAAGGAAGAACUAACAAAGAACUAACAGGGUCAAUGACUUCAGUCUGUGUGGUUUCUUGGUUGAACUUCGGGUUCCUUAUGGCGCGCAACAGGUAGCCAGUAUCACUGUGAGGACGGAAUACAUUGCAUGAUGUUUAUUCAAGCUAACAAUCUAAUCUCUGAUCGCUUUAAUGAACUCGAUUUUUACAAGUAGGAUCAUCUGUGGAACGUUGAGAAUAGCCUACUGAUAUAUGAUAUGUCCGCGCAAGGGUUGCUGAGCAGCGUUUUCUCAUGCUCCUCGCCAACAUCCAAAACAAUGUCCAAACGGAGACUGAGACAGACUAGAAGUUUGGAUUCAACUUUGAUAAGACACUGUGGGACCGAAACGGAUGGGACAUCGGGUCAAACAGAUCAAAAGUCGCUUUACCUAAGUGUAAAUCAUGGUCGUUACCUCCGAGCCUCAAACGAAAGCCUCUCCAAACUGGAUGCGCCACUUACAGCUGGGGCAAAACAAUGUCAGUCAGCAUCCUCAAGCCUGUCAAUAUAUUUGGAUACUUCUGGCCAAUUCGACUACGAUUCCAAGGCCACUAAAAGAAGCACGGCAUGGGAUUUACCUUUUCUUGUCAGAAGCCCCGUUACUCCAACCGGAAGCUCAAGCACUUUAUUUUCACCUAGAAAGUGGCUUCAAAAGAAGCCAUCUCCACCAUCCAUCCCUCAAUCAUACGCUGUAUGGAAAUCCGAGGGUGCCUUCACGUGGAACAGCAUGUCAGGGCGGAGCGUUCGUCUGAAGCCUGUGCCCCUCCAGAGCCUCUCAGAGCUGGAGAGAGUCCGCCUGCAAGAAGUGGCCUUCAGCAGGCUGCUCCAGGAAUACAACCUGGGCUGCCAGAUCACCAUCCCCAAAGAUGGUCAAAAGCGUAAGAAGUCCCUCAGGAGGAAGUUGGAUUCACUGGCCAAAGAGAUGAGUAAAGACAAAGAGGCAACGCCCCAGGCCUUCGGCAUACUUCUGUCGCAGGUGAUCUCUAACGAUCGCACCCACAAGCAGCGUCAGGAGCCCCAGCGCGAGGAGCACCGUGACCCCAGUGACCUGGUGUCCUCCCUGCUACACCUCACCUCACGGAAGAGCACCAAAGACAAGGAGCUGUCCAGCAGCAACUCGUCUCUCAGCUCCACCUCUGAGACGGCCACUGAGUCACCGUCACCCAGCACACCCGAAGCAGCAACACACACCCGCAGAAGGGGAGGAGUGUCUGUGGAUUGCAUCACUGACCUGGAUGACAAUCAGUCUCGCCUGCUGGAAGCCCUGCAGCUGUCCCUACCAGCCGAGACACCCAGCAACAGGAAGAAGCAGAGGGACAAGAAGCUUAGCCUCAACCCCAUCUAUAGACAGGUUCCCAGGGUGGUGGAGAUGUGCUGCCUGCAUCUGGAGAAAUAUGGUCUACAGACAGUUGGCAUCUUCCGUGUAGGGAGCUCAAAGAAGAGAGUGCGGCAGCUCAGAGAGCAGUGUGACCUGGGAAUGGAGGUCCAGCUGGACGAGGCUAACAGUGUCCAUGAUGUGGCCGCGCUGCUUAAGGAGUUCCUGAGGGAUAUGCCUGAACCCCUGCUGACCAGAGAGCUCUACACCGCAUUCCUCAACACCAUGUUACUGGACCAUCCAGACCAGGAGAGCACCAUCCAGCUACUGGUGUAUCUGCUGCCGCCGUGCAACAGUGACACCCUGCAACGCCUCCUGGAGUUCCUGGCCACGGUGACCGCCCACGCAGAGGACAGUCAGGACAGGGACGGACAUGAGAUCACCGGGAACAAGAUGACAUCACUCAACUUGGCCACCGUCUUUGGGCCCAACCUUCUACACAAGCAGAAGAGCUCGGACAAGGAGUUUACUGUUCAGAGUGUUGCCCGCGCAGAGGAGAGUACAGCCAUCAUUGGCGUGGUACACAGCAUGAUCACCACGUAUGAGACCCUCUUCAUGGUGCCGCCUGACCUGCAGAAUGAGGUUCUGAUGAGUCUACUAGAGACGGAUCCUGACGUGGUGGAUUACCUCCUGAGGAGGAAGGAUUCUCAGCACUCUGGUCCAGGCCCUCUGAGGACUGAGGAUCCCUUCUCUUUGAGGGAGAGGCGUUGCUCCAGUGACUCCAACAAGGCCUCCAGUGGGGAUGUGUCCCCCUAUGACAACAACUCACCAGUGCUGUCAGAGCGGCUGCUCUCCCAGCCCCAGGAGGACAGGAACCUCCUCUCUGAUAGGCUGUUCAGGGUUCCAGAGCAGUACACACUGGUUGGCCACGUCAAAGGUCGUCCUAGCAUCACCUGUCACUCACCAUCCACAGGCAAAGACACACCUGAUGAACAUGUCUGGGGUGCCUGGCAUGCCUCUCUAAGGAAAGGGUUUAUGGAUCAUCACAUCACUGGUUCCCAUGGCGACGUUUCGGAACACGGCUCCUGCGGCUCAUCAGAGGGACUCGACCGUCACCAAGGUAACAACAGCAAACUGCCUGUCAGACGAACUUAUACCUCAUUAGGUGUGCCUGAGUGCAGACCACACCCCCCGGUGAUUCGCUGCAGUAGUAGCCCUCUGACGGAGAGAGGGCAAAGACCGCAGGGUACCGACUCAUUAUUACAUCACCGACCACAGGGAAGACCAGGGGCCGACAGCUCAGAGGACCUCGCACUAAGAGGAGGAGUGUCACAGCCUGCCAGUCCCUCCCUCAGAGGCAGGCCUGGCGGCAGGGUGGAUGGAAGGCCUCCCCCUCCGUACCCUGGACCUCUCAGAGGAACACACAGAGAAUGUUCUCCCUCUACACCUUCCCUCUCCCUCUCCACGCACCAGUGUGUGACCCCACAGAGCCCCCAACGGCCCCCCCAGGGCAGCUGCAGCCCCAGGAACCGGACUGUGGCCCCUAAGAACCCCUCCUCUAGUCCUCUGGAAGGAAAGGUGCCAGUCAGCCCAGACUGGCAGAGAGAGAGUUGGCAGAUAUGGAAGCUCUUAUCAACAGACAACACAGACACACUACCAGAGACACUGGUGUGAUGCGUUGAGUAGAAUCACUAACUUCAACUACUGUGUUACCAAGGGGAGAGGAGGGAUGGGGGGGGGGGUGUUCCUGUAUGAUUAUGUUGAUCAGCUACUUACUGAGAUGUGCCAAUUGUCUGUGAGUAACGGCGUGUUUGUUUGUUAAUGUUGUUGUUUCACUCUCCUCAUGUGUUACCUAAACUUUUUUCAGAAGCUUGACUCCAACAUGUUGUCACUAAGACAUACCUUAACAGAGACACAAGUUAACAUCACUGAGAUGUGACUGUCUGAGUCUUUGGGGGGGGGGGGCGUAAUAACAAAACACAUUAUUUUCAUACCGUGUAAUUUAUGUGUUUUAUAAUGUUAUUUUUUCCCAACUCAGACUAAUGGUGUAUGAAUGAAUCUGAAUGGAUCAAUACUAGUGGCUUACGUACAAUGUUCAUUUUUAUAUUCUAAUAUCAUCCUAUGAGAUAAAAUGCUGAUAUUAUAACCGAAAUCAAAUACAUUUAUCAUAUUGAAACAAGAGGUGUCUUUGUGCUAUUUCUCUGUUGGUGGAGCUGUUGCCAAACAAAUGAAAACCCAUUGUGUUUUUGUUACUGCCGUUACACUUAAAUGUGAUGUUUUGGUCACUAGCUUUUACAACUAAUGUUCAUGGCCUUCUGUAACUGAUUGUAAUACACAACUUUAGCUGAUUCUAAUAUUCAUCCAUUCACUCAUCCAUUCACAGCUGUAACUGAUAUUAAUAUUCAUCCAAACACAGCUAUAACUGAUUCUAAUAUUCAUCCGUUCACUCAUCCAUUCACAGCUGUAACUGAUUCUAAUAUUCAUCCAUUCACUCAUCCAAACACAGCUGUUACUGAUUCUAAUAGUCAUCCAAACACAGCUGUUACUGAUUCUAAUAGUCAUCCAUUCACAACUGUAACUGAUUCUAAUAGUCAUCCAUUCCCUCAUCCAUUCACAACUGUAACUGAUUCUAAUAGUCAUCCAUUCACUCAUCCAAACACAGCUGUAACUGAUUCUAAUAGUCAUCCAUUCACUCAAACAAACACAGCUGUAACUGAUUCUAAUAGUCAUCCAUUCACAGCUGUAAAUGAUUCUAAUAGACAUCCAUUCACAGCUGUAACUGAUUCUAAUAUUCAUCCAUUCACUCAUCCAAACACAGCUGUAACUGAUUCUAUUAGUCAUCCAUUCAGAGCUGUAACUGAUUCUAAUAGUCAUCCAUUCACUCAUCCAAACACAGCUGUUACUGAUUCUAAUAGUCAUCCAUUCACAACUGUAACUGAUUCUAAUAGUCAUCCAUUCACUCAUCCAAACACAGCUGUAACUGAUUCUAAUAGUCAUCCAUUCACUCAUCCAUUCACAACUGUAACUGAUUCUAAUAGUCAUCCAUUCACUCAUCCAAACACAGCUGUAACUGAUUCUAAUAGUUAUCAAUUCACUCAUCCAAACACAGCUGUAACUGAUUCUAAUAGUCAUCCAUUCACUCAUCCAAACACAAGUGUAACUGUCAUCCCCCUGUUUUUAUUAUGAUGGGGAAAAUGAAACUUGAACAUACAGAACAUUAUGAAUGUAAUUCCCCAAUAUUCAAGAUAUAACCAAAGUAUCUUAGUUUGUUAUUGAAUGUACCAAGUUUUUUUAUGCCCCCACAUCUUAAGGGGAAAUGAAGGUACUGCAAUAUAUAAGUCAUUACUUUCACUAAGAUUUUUGUUGUUUGAAUAUUUGCUGCAAAUCUGGGCACACACUGUUUGAAUCAAAGUUGUCUCGACGUCAUUUCAAUUAAAUUACAUUGCACCAACGUGGAAUAGACGUUGAAUUGA